AUGGCGAGGAAACGUAUACUCCCUCUUAAGGAACACGGUGUCUUCCCUCGUCUGCGGGUUCCCGAGACCUCAGAGUCACUGACCUCCGUCCCUCAGCUUUCGGGGCUCGGCAGCAGAAAGGGCGGGCCCGGGCCUGGGAUUGGCUGGCGUCGACCGACUCCCUUCGCUGCUCUCCAUUCGCAAUCGCCCGCGGGCGCCUGCGCGAUGCGUCGGCCGUCGGUGGGGGGGUGGGGGGGCGGGAAGCGCUUCAGGGCAGCGGAUCCCAUGUCGGCCCUGAGGCGCUCGGGCUACGGCCCCAGUGAUGGUCCGUCCUACGGCCGCUACUACGGGCCUGGGGGUGGAGAUGUGCCGGUGCACCCACCUCCACCCUUAUAUCCUCUUCGCCCUGAACCUCCCCAGCCUCCCAUUUCCUGGCGGGUGCGCGGGGGCGGCCCGGCGGAGACCACCUGGCUGGGAGAAGGCGGAGGAGGCGAUGGCUACUAUCCCUCUGGAGGCGCCUGGCCAGAGGCUGGUCGAGCCGGAGGAAGCCACCAGGAGCAGCCACCAUAUCCUAGCUACAAUUCUAACUAUUGGAAUUCUACUGUGAGAUCUAGGGCUCCUUACCCAAGUACAUAUCCUGUAAGACCAGAAUUGCAAAGCCAGAGUUUGAAUUCUUACACAAAUGGAGCAUAUGGUCCAACAUACCCCCCAGGCCCUGGGGCAAAUACUGCCUCAUACUCAGGGGCUUAUUAUGCACCUGGUUAUACUCAGACCAGUUACUCCACAGAAGUUCCAAGUACUUACCGUUCAUCUGGCAACAGCCCAACUCCAGUCUCUCGUUGGAUCUAUCCCCAGCAGGACUGUCAGACUGAAGCACCCCCUCUUAGGGGGCAGGUUCCAGGAUAUCCGCCUUCACAGAACCCUGGAAUGACCCUGCCCCAUUAUCCCUAUGGAGAUGGUAAUCGUAGUGUUCCACAAUCAGGACCAACUGUACGACCACAAGAAGAUGCAUGGGCUUCUCCUGGUGCUUAUGGAAUGGGUGGCCGUUAUCCCUGGCCUUCGUCAGCACCCUCAGCACCACCCGGCAAUCUCUACAUGACCGAAAGUACUUCACCGUGGCCUAGCAGUGGCUCUCCCCAGUCACUCCCUUCACCCCCACUCCAGCAGCCCAAGGAUUCUUCAUACCCCUAUAGCCAAUCAGAUCAAAGCAUGAACCGGCACAACUUUCCUUGCAGUGUCCAUCAGUACGAAUCCUCGGGGACAGUGAACAAUGAUGAUUCAGAUCUUUUGGAUUCCCAAGUCCAGUAUAGUGCUGAGCCUCAGCUGUAUGGUAAUGCCACCAGUGACCAUCCCAACAAUCAAGAUCAAAGUAGCAGUCUUCCUGAAGAAUGUGUACCUUCAGAUGAAAGUACUCCUCCGAGUAUUAAAAAAAUCAUACAUGUGCUGGAGAAGGUCCAGUAUCUUGAACAAGAAGUAGAAGAAUUUGUAGGAAAAAAGACAGACAAAGCAUACUGGCUUCUGGAAGAAAUGCUAACCAAGGAACUUUUGGAACUGGAUUCAGUAGAAACUGGGGGCCAGGACUCUGUACGGCAGGCCAGAAAAGAGGCUGUUUGUAAGAUUCAGGCCAUACUGGAAAAAUUAGAAAAAAAAGGAUUAUGAAAGGAUUUAGAACAAAGUGGAAGCCUGUUACUAACUUGACCAAAGAACACUUGAUUUGGUUAAUUACCCUCUUUUUGAAAUGCCUGUUGAUGACAAGAGGCAAUACAUUGCAACUUUCCUUUGAUUUUAUACUUGAAAAACUGGCAAAGGAAUGGAAGAAUAUUUUAGUCAUGAGUUUUCAGUUUUCAGACGAAUGAAUGUAAUAGGAAACUAUGGAGUUACCAAUAUGGCCAAGUAGACUCACUCCUUCUUAAAAAAUUUAUGGAUAUCUACAAGCUGCUUCUUAUCAGCAGGAGGGAAACACACUUCACCUAACAGGCUUAUCAGAAACCUACCAGAUGAAACUGGAUAUAAUUGAGACAAACAGGAUGUGUUUUUUUAAACAUCUGGAUAUCUUGUCACAUUUUUGUACAUUGUGACUGCUUUCAACAUAUACUUCAUGUGUAAUUAUAGCUUAGACUUUAGCCUUCUUGGACUUCUGUUUUGUUUUGUUACUUACAGUUUACAAAUAUAGUAUUAUUCUCUACUUCUUGGUACAUUUUGUAGUAAUAUGUUUAAUAUAAUUAUUCAAGAGACUAUAUUGACAGCCAGAUAGUAUGGCAGUUCUGAAAAAAUUUAUAUCUUUUCACCACUUGAAUAUACUGCAACAUGUAGUGAGUAAAUUGUUUCCCUUUUUGUAUAGAUCAUUAGAUUAGAGUUUUUUUCUUUUUUUUUUUUUUUUUUUUUUUUUACCACUUCUGCUGUUCAUGGUAGUAGUGGAAGGUGAAUUUGGAAAUGGCAUUGACAUAAAAUGAAAAUGUUUACGGACACUUUUUUGCUUUUUUGUUGUAUUUGGAUAAAGAUCCACUUAAAAAUUACCUGUUUUUUUUUUUUUCCCCAAAGUGUAAUUAUGUUUUCACUAUUGCUGCUUCUCUUAGAGGGCAUUGUGAUAGAGAGAUACAGAUGAAACAUUAAAUGCCACAGUGAGUAGAAAUAAUGACUACAAAAAGUAAUAAAUAUGAUUACUCGGUAAUAUCAUUCGCCAUCUAAAAUAUUAGUUUCACCUGUGAGCAGAUUUCAGCUGUUUAUAGUUAGAAACAAUGAGGGUAAAAGGGGAUUCAUGCUCAGGGAAUGAAUCAGCCAUAGUUAGAGUGGGAAAUUAUUAUUUUCUUCAUUUAAAGUAGAUUUUAUUUUUAUUUCCCUAAAUUGCAUAAGAUAAAAUUGUCUGUUUAAUAAAAAGACAUUUAUUACCAUUAUUAACAGUCAUUUUAGAGCCAAAUUUAAGAAAAGGAUAUUGAAAGGGUCUUUGUUGGCCUUGUUUGGGUAGCUCUAUGGUGUUAGAUAGAAGAGACUUAGGUAAAUAAAUUUUUGUCUGAGGUGAGUAUACAAUAUUGGUUCUUGGAAAAACAGCUGUUUCUUCGUAAGAUACCCAAGUGAUAAUUUUUUUCCCCUAGACUGUCAGGCUUAUGGGUAAAUACUAAAUCUAUUAGCUGUCUCCACUCAUAAACCAAACCAAACCAAUACAAACAUAUUAGAUGAGGAGAGGAAAUGUAGUAAAAAUACUAGCUGGGUCUUACGGUUGGGAUGAAUGAUUUUAUAAGAUAAUAUGGUGAUAAUUUUAUUCUAGGAUUUUAUUUUUGGCCUAAUAUAGGAAUGUUUAAAAAAGGCUUUUCUAUGAAAAUUAGAAAUUUAUACUUGAAAUUAAAAGUCUAGAAGGGGGAGGACCUUAAAGCUAAGCUACCAGUAAGACAAUGAAUAAUUCAAAAGAGAACACUACUCUUUUACUGACUGAGUGCCCAAGAUGCCAAUUUCCAUGAAGUGUUGAUUUAUAUAUAUGUACACAUGUUAUGCACAUAUAUGUGUUUGUUUUCUAACAGUUAUUUUUUAAGCUUUUGAGAUAAUUUUAGACUUACAGAAGAGUUGUAAAAAUAGUAGAGUUCUUGUAUACUCUGCACCCACCUUGCCCUUAUGUUAACAUCUUACGUAACAAUAGAACAUUUGUCAAAAUUAAGAAAUUAACCUUGAUAUAAUACUAACUAAAGUAGAAAGUUUAAAAAGUAGAGAUUUUAAUCUUUUCACUAAUGUCCUUUUACUGUUCCAAGACCCAGCCUUGCAUUUAGCUAUCAUGUCUAUGUCCUGUCUUCCAGUCUGUGACAGUGUAUCACAACAGGGGAUACCUGAUGUUGUAAUGUAUUUCCGGUGUUGUUAACCUCGAUCACUAUGCUAAGGUGGUGUCUGCUAGGAUUCGCUACUGUAAACUUACUGUGUUUUCCUUGUAAUUAUUGAAUAUUUGCUGGAGAUACCCGGAGACUAUGCAAAUGUCCUGUUUCUGCUUAAACUUUUGCUUAUUUUACUAUCCAUUGGCAGAUCUUGCUUGUGGCAGUUACUACUGUGGUGUUCUAAUGGUGAUUUUCUAUUUCUCUCAAUCCUUCUACAUUUAUUAUUGGAAUUCUUCUGUAAGGAAGAGUUGUCACUUCUGGAUUUAUAUUUUUAACUAUAAUAAGAUAUUCAGGAUAAGUAUAGAUUUAGAACUUAAAGAUGUUAAAUCAUGUUAAAAUUAUUCCAAAUACCAAUAUCAAAGAAAACUAAGUUGGUAAUCUAUCUCAGAAAAUAAAUGAACUUAAGAAGGAAAAUAGUAUUUAUGAUUUGUAGAAUUGGUUCAACUUAAUACUGACUUUGGACUGAAUUCAAAGUUUUCUUGAAAUUUCACAUCUGGACUUUUUAAAGUGUCUACGUUUAUAUUACUUUGGGGAUCAUUUUGUCAAAGUCUUGAAUAAAGUUACCCAGUCCUGGCAUGAUAAACACAA
Symphalangus syndactylus (siamang) is the source of this 4424-nucleotide messenger RNA. RefSeq names its product BAG cochaperone 4 (gene BAG4). NCBI's taxonomy places the organism in Eukaryota, Metazoa, Chordata, Mammalia, Primates, Hylobatidae. Gene Ontology annotation, biological process: protein stabilization. Gene Ontology annotation, molecular function: adenyl-nucleotide exchange factor activity; protein-folding chaperone binding. The record is from RefSeq and is a predicted model, not a curated record. Gene Ontology annotation, cellular component: nucleus; cytosol; membrane.